AGACUUUGCGGGUGCAAAAGACGAGAUUUAUGAAAGAAGUGCUUGAGCUUUAUGUACUUUAUUUUCCUGUCUGGCGAAUAAUUUGUUAACACGUUAAAAACAUGCUGAUUAAAUUUUCUAGGAAUUUCGUGGUGUUAUAUUUAAUUGUAAUAAUUCACCUUUCUCAGAGUAAAAAGUCUGGAAAGGAAAAGCCUGCAUGGGCUAAAAAAGAUAUCAGAGACUAUACUGAUGCCGAUUUGGAGCGUUUAUAUGAUCAGUGGGAGGAGGAUGAUGAGCCUUUGGAACCUGAUGAAUUGCCUGAGCAUUUGAGACCUAAACCAAAAAUAGAUUUCUCUAACAUAGAUACAAAAAAUCCAGAAAAUUUAUUGAAAAUGGCUAAGAAGGGCCAGACUUUAAUGGCAUUCAUUACUGUGUCUGGCAAUCCCACUGAGCAAGAAACAGAAAAAAUAACUUCUUUGUGGCAAACCAGUUUAAUGAAUAAUCAUAUAAAUGUUGAGAGAUACCCGAUAGGGCAAGACAGAGUUAUAUUUAUGUUUAAAGAUGGCAGCCAGGCAUGGGAAGCAAAAGAUUUCUUAGUUGAGCAAAAACGAAUGGAGGUCGUUUCUAUAGAGAAUAAAGAGUAUUAUGGAAAAUAUAGUUCUAAGAAAAAUAAAGGAAAGAAAGAUGAGUUAUGACACUGAUGCCAUGUUAAUGUGUCCUGAAAAGAAUAUGCAUUGCUCAUGUGUAUAUCCUGAAUCUCUAUUUUUUAUAUAGUAUUUCUUUUGCAAAUAUAACUUUUCCAAAAAUGUUGUAAAGUGUAUGCUAACUGAGUAUUCUUUGCAUUUAUUUUAUACUGAAAUUUUUGUACUUCACAUUGCAUUAAAUAUACAUUAGAUUACACAAACUCCAACAAAUAUUCAUAUAUAUUUAAUAUACUGUAUUGAAAUUUAUCUGAUAAUUUUAACUUACUUUUUUUUUAUUUUGGUUCCAUUAAAUGUAUUUGUUUUAUUUUGCUUUUGUAAAAGAACAAGGUAAAUCUUUCAUGUAAAUUUUCUCUUCAAUUAUGGAAAUUCUUUUGGAGGAGGGGGAAUAUCUGAAUAUUUUAAUUUUGCAGUGUGAAAACUUAGUCUAUUACAUUUUCUCAAUAACAUAAUUUGGAAUUAUUUUAUAUUAUAUAUAGGUUAGACAGUUUUUAAAAAUUUCUUGAUUUGCUAUCAGUAUUGUUCUUAAUGAAGUUCAGGUGUAUAUAUAUUGUAAGGAUGUAUAUUUUUGUUGUUCAUGUUAAACCUUUAAUCAUGAAGUUAUAUUUCAAGAUUAUAUGUGUUAAAUUAAGCGAUGCUUAUGACAAUUAUUUUCUUUUAAUAGUAAAGUAUAAAUUUCAAAUUGAAAAAUGAUGUCCUCUCUCUUUAAUACUGAAUGCAGGCUGACAAUAGUAUGCUUUAUUGUCUUUUAAAUUUAUUUUGGGUUUUUGUUGUUCAUGUUAUUUUUUAUUUUUGUUGUUCAUGUUAAACCUUUAAUCAUGAAGUUAUAUUUCAAGAUUAUAUGUGUUAAAUUAUGCGAUGCUUAUAACAAUUAUUUUCUUUUAAUAGUAAAGUAUAAAUUUCAAAUUGAAAAAUGAUGUCCUCUCUCUUUAAUACUGAAUGCAGGCUGACAAUAGUAUGCUUUAUUGUCUUUUAAAUUUAUUUUGGGUUAAUAUAUACAAUUUUUAUUAACAGAGGAAGAAAGAAAAUGUUAUUAAGUCUAAUUAGAUUUUGUGAUUAAUUUAUUUAUAAUCAUAUUACUGAAAUUGUUAUGAACAAAUACUGCAUUAAUGCAAUAUGAACUGUGCAUUUCAAUUUUUUCCCUUUUUUUUUUGAUCAAAUGUAAUUUAUUUAUAAACCAUGAACUACUAACUUGAAGGUUUUCAUUCUCAUACAUUUAAUUCUGAUUGCCAAUGUUGCAAAAGGUAUAUUGAACUCUUGAUUAUCUGUACUAUUCAGUGCAUGAAUACAUAACAAUCCCAAAAUAUAGAUGUUCUGAAAAUGGUCUUGGGUACCAUGAAAAAUCAACCCUUUAUUGGUUUAAAGAAAACAGCAUAUAUUAUAUUGUGUAAAAUAAGUUUUAAUUAUAAUAAUGAAACUUAGAUUUACAGCUGUUCUUAUAACAAAAUUCUUAGAUAACUUACUUGCAGGUCAAGUUGACAUUAUUUUGUGCAAUAUUACAAAUACUACACAAAGUUAGGAUGUCAUUGUUCUCAUUUUCAGUUUAUUGGCUCAUACUGUCUUAAUAGCUUAUCUACACAAAUCAGUGCUAAAUGGUUUAUUCCCCUCCCUGCUAUUUUAUUCUAAUUUUUCUAUGUUACUAUUUUCAGAAUGUUACAUUACUGAAUUCAGAAUAUUUUUUUUAUGAUAAAAAUCCUAUAUCUUAGCAGAAAUGAAAGCUGUGUAGCAAAAUGAACUGUUCUUCCAUGCUUUCUUCAUUUACAUUUUAGAUCUUGAUCACCCAAAGCAGUUUUAAAAAGGCUUGAUGUAUUACAUAAUUUCAUGGGGAAAAUCUUCCUCCUUUAUAACGCAAGGGAUUAGUUUUUCAGAUAUGAAUUAGUGUUGAGUUUUUAACUUUAUUACAAGGCUUAGCAAUAAAUUGCAUCGCAAUAAGAUUUGUGAAUUUCCUCAGAAACUUUCAAGUACAAUUGUCAAAGAUAUUUUUUUCUUUAUUAGAUCACAUAUACACACUAUAAAUAAAUAACCAGGAAAGAUCACAUAUAAAUAACCAGGACUUCAGUGCAUUUACAUCAGUUUGCCUUUUGAGAACAGUUUUAUUGAAAAUCCAGAACACAUAUUGCAGCUAAUAUGUAUUCAUUUCAUUUUUUCAAAUGUUAUAAACUUUCUCUGAAAUAAUCUUUUUUAUACUAGAACUAGGCCAUUGAAUUUAUGUAAAUUUUUUCUUUAUAAAGUAGAAAAGUAUUCUCAAAACCUAUAACUUCAAUUUAAAAUUUGAUUAUAAUUUUUGAAUUUUGAAUAUUUGAACAAUCAUGUAUGAAAUUGUACCUGAGAAAACUAUUGAAUUUCAUAUGUAAGAACUUGUCAAUUAUAAAUAGCUGCAGCUUAUAUAUGUUUGCUGCCAUCAUGUCUGGGUUUUCCUAUGCAUUGUUAAAAAUGAGUUCAAUCAGAUUUUUUUACCUUCAUGUGUUGUAAUGGGAAAAGGAAAUAAAAUGGUUGCAUAUUUAUUCA
Messenger RNA from Stegodyphus dumicola, 3188 nucleotides. It is a transcript of the gene boca, whose product is annotated as LDLR chaperone boca. The record is from RefSeq and is a predicted model, not a curated record. NCBI's taxonomy places the organism in Eukaryota, Metazoa, Arthropoda, Arachnida, Araneae, Eresidae. Gene Ontology annotation, biological process: protein folding.